Pseudocercospora fijiensis CIRAD86 is the source of this 2517-nucleotide messenger RNA. RefSeq lists its product as uncharacterized. The transcript has 3 exons. Gene Ontology annotation, molecular function: protein binding; RNA binding. Bases 1 to 2517 code for a protein of 838 amino acids. The record is from RefSeq and is a predicted model, not a curated record. Gene Ontology annotation, cellular component: t-UTP complex; small-subunit processome; 90S preribosome. Lineage: Eukaryota; Fungi; Ascomycota; Dothideomycetes; Mycosphaerellales; Mycosphaerellaceae. Gene Ontology annotation, biological process: maturation of SSU-rRNA from tricistronic rRNA transcript (SSU-rRNA, 5.8S rRNA, LSU-rRNA).
AUGGACGUCCACCGCUCUCGCUUCGUACCCUUUCCGGUGCAUGCCAUCACCGCCGUCGCCUUCUCUAGAGCCACCGAGGAAACGAAACUUCCAGAUGGCGUGCCGCAACCGACUUUGCGACUAGCCAUUGGACGAGAUAAUGGUCAAAUCGAAAUAUGGAACGAGUUCACGGGUCGAUGGGUGCAAGAGCGCAUGUUCUCAGGAGACAAGAGUGUCGAUGGCUUGGCGUGGACUCGGGAACCAGAUGAGGUGGACUUCGAAGGCCAGCCAAUACUAGGCCAAUACCGGUUAUUCAGCAUUGCCUCAUCACCACAUGUUCUCGAGUGGGACUUGAAGCGAGGCGAUUUGAAAAAGAGGUCGACCGGUAAUUUCAGCGAAGUUUGGUGUUUCGCUGUGCAGCCGAGACUGCCACGAGACGGAAAGGCGGAGUCUAAAUCGCAAGACUUGGUAGUUGGCUGCGGUGAUGGGACGGUAGCGCUACUUUCGACAGCAGACGACGAUCUCCAGUUUCAGCGCUUUCUGGCCAGAGUUUCGGGAAAGAGAGCGAAAUGUAUCAGCAUCACGUACCAGAACCGAGAUCGUAUCGUGGCGGGCUUUGCCGACAGCAACAUCCGAGUCAUCGACACACGUAACGGCAACAUUGUCCGAACCAUGAGCUUAGGUAGUGGGGUCCCUCCGGCACCCAAGAAUAAGUUUGUGUGGAAGGUCAGAUGUCUACCGAACGGCGACAUCGUAUCUGGAGACUCGGAUGGCGAUGUCGUAUUCUGGGACGGGAGGUCUUACUCUUUGAACCAGAAGAUCAAAGGGCACGACUCGGAUUGCGUCGAUAUAGUGGCAGGGUCAGACGGAAAGACAGUAAUCACAGGAAGUUUAGAUGGGCGAGUCGCGGUGCAUCACAACAUCACGAAUGCUAAUGGACGAAAAACUUGGGUCAAGACGCACCAUCGUAGGAUCCAUGCCAAGAGCGAAGUCAAAGCCAUGGCAGCAUAUGACGGGAAAGACCUGAGCGUCGUCGUUUCCGGCGGCAGCGAUUUUGCUCCAACCGUGAUUCCAAUACGCGACUACGGCAAAGCGGACCCCAGAAGCCUUUCACAUCUUCCCCAAGCACAGUCGCCAGUUGUAAGUGCCCGCCGCGCAAGGCUUCUGGUAAGCUGGUGGGACAAUAGUAUCAGCAUAUGGCGAAUUACUCGGCCACACGAUGUCGAAUUUGGUCCGGAGCCUCAACCUCCGCGCAAGCUGGUCGGCAAGCUCGUCCUGAAAUCGAAGCAGUCGAUAAACAGCGUGGCUAUAUCUGACGAUGGCAAAGUAUUGUGUGCCGCUACCGGCGCGGAACUAAAACUCUUCCAAUUGAGAAGGUCACCAAGCUCACACACGAUGGACUUCAAGCCUUUGGUGCUACCAUCUGCACUAGCCACGGCAGGCACCCGUCUGGUGUGCUUCUCGCCAGAUGGCAAAUGGCUUGCAAUUGUAAAUCUCGACAAUGAGGUCCAUGUCCUACGCUUGGCUCAAGAUCCAGUAAAGCCCAAACGAAUCACAGUGGUAAACGCAGAUGCAGAGCUUGAGCGACGACAUCGCACACCACUGGCGCAAAGUGCUUACAAAGGAUAUGAUGAGGCUAUCACACGCCUUGCAUUCUCCCACGAUAGCUGUAUCUUGGUAGCCAGUGACAUAUCGGGACAUCUCGACUCCUGGGUACUGGAAGGUCACGAAGAUCUUACAGCGCCACAAAUUGAUAUCACCAAGGACGACUCGAAACAUGACGACUCAGAUGAGUCGUCUUCGGACAGCUCCGACGAUGAGGAUGACCAAAUCUUUCUCUUCUAUGGCCAGCAUUGGACAGGCAACCCAGCUGCCCAUCUCUUACCAAGAUUGGAUUCCGCGGCUCUUGUGCUGACAUUCCGACCUUCGGCAUCAUCAUCAUCGUCAGCAGCAGGCAGUGGAGCUAUCAAUGGCAAUCCUGGCCUUCCACAAGGGCCCCAUCGACUUUGGGUCAUGACGACGAAGCAUCAGAUGUACGAAUUCGACGUGCUCGAAGGACGCCUGAGUGAUUGGAGCAGGAGAAAUCCGACUUCUUCAUUGCCAGAGGACUUCAAAAAGCUCAAAGAUCAUGUCAAGGGCGCAGUGUGGGAUGUUUCUGAGCACAGGGAACGUUUAUGGCUUUACGGAUCAUACUGGCUCUUCAUGCUCAACGUCAAGGGUGACAUUGCUCAAGCCUCCAAGAAGAGAAGACUCAGCAGCUCCGCAAGCGGCGGUAUAAGCGGCAAAGCACUCAAGAGGAGUGGCUCGUCGCAGUGGAACCGAGACGGCCUACCAAGUCGCACGGACGAAGAAAACGUCAGCAUUGUUGACUCACAGGCGGCGCAGGAGCGCAAAUGGUGGUGCUCUUACAAGUAUCGGUCAAUUUUGGGCAUGGUAGCCCUGGAAGAUGAACAGCCAAGUUCGAGCGAGCAGGUGGAAGUAGUUAUCGUCGAGCGCCCUUUGUGGGACGUGCAGGAAGGAACCAAGGGCUCGAAGUAG